AUGGCCGCUGUCAACCAAGACACCCUCGACAUGUCCCUGUUCUUCGGAACACCCUCUCAAAAGCAAGACUUUUGCGACUCCCUCCUCCGCCUCCUCAAAAAGCGCGGUGGCGUAAAACUCAUCAACCACAGCAUUCCCUCCGAAGACAUCCACGAGCUCUUCCAUCAAACAAAGCGCUUCUUCUCCCUCCCCCUCGAAACAAAGAUGAUCGCCAAGCACCCUCCCCAAGCAAACCCCAACCGCGGCUACUCCUUCGUCGGCCAAGAAAACGUCGCCAACAUCAGCGGUUACGAAAAGGGUCUUGGACCCUUGACUACUCGCGAUAUCAAGGAGACUGUCGACUUUGGAUCUGCAACUGAUGAGCUUGUGGAUAACCUUUGGGUUCCUGAGCAGGAACUGCCCGGCUUUAGGAAGUUUAUGGAGGAGUUUUAUGAGAAGGCCUUCAAGACGGAGAUGCAGCUUCUUGAGGCUCUUGCUAUUGCUCUUGGCGUUUCGCCUGAGCAUCUCAAGUCUUUGCAUAACCGUGCAGAGAACGAGUUCCGUAUCCUGCACUACCCUGCCGUCCCCGCUUCAGAACUCGCUGACGGAAGCGCCACGCGUAUCGCUGAGCAUACCGACUUUGGCACCAUCACCAUGCUCUUCCAAGACUCAGUUGGCGGUCUCCAAGUCGAGGACCAAGAGAACCUCGGCACCUUUAACAACGUCGAGUCCGCCGCUCCCACCGAUAUCAUCCUCAACAUCGGUGACUCUUUGCAGCGAUUGACGAAUGAUACCUUCAAGGCUGCUUGUCACCGUGUGACGUAUCCUCCUUCUAUCAAGGCUGGUGAUGGCGAGCAGGUUAUUCCUGAGCGAUACUCUAUUGCUUACUUUGCUAAGCCUAACCGUAAUGCUUCGCUAUUUCCUCUUAAGGAGUUUAUUGAGGAGGGUGUGCCUUGCAAGUAUGAGGAUAUUACUGCUUGGGAUUGGAACAAUAAGCGAAUCGAGAAGUUAUUUUCUCCUGAGGCUAAGGCUUAG
Fusarium coffeatum is the source of this 1014-nucleotide messenger RNA. RefSeq lists its product as uncharacterized. The transcript has a single exon. NCBI's taxonomy places the organism in Eukaryota, Fungi, Ascomycota, Sordariomycetes, Hypocreales, Nectriaceae. Gene Ontology annotation, molecular function: dioxygenase activity. The record is from RefSeq and is a predicted model, not a curated record. The coding region runs from base 1 to 1014 and encodes 337 amino acids.